Molecule: messenger RNA, 489 nt
Organism: Knipowitschia caucasica
Lineage: Eukaryota; Metazoa; Chordata; Actinopteri; Gobiiformes; Gobiidae
Source: the annotation of a GenBank genome assembly
AUGGGAAAAGAAGUGUGGCACGUCCACAUAAAGACUGCUUUGUGCAUGAAGAGAGCGGUCUUGAUAUUUCAGUCCAGUACAGAGAAAGUGGCGGAGGCUGCAGAGAAGGGAGCCACCUCCGUUCUGUCGCUACAUCCAGAGACAAACAUGUCGACUCCAGAGGGCGCUCCAGGGGCCUCAGACUCAGGAGGGCCUCCAGCUGCAGCUCCAAACCUGACCAGCAACAGGAGACUGCAGCAGACACAGGCCCAGGUGGACGAGGUGGUGGACAUCAUGCGUGUCAACGUGGAUAAAGUUCUGGAGAGAGAUCAGAAACUGUCGGAGCUCGAUGAUCGAGCAGAUGCUCUUCAGGCCGGAGCCUCACAGUUCGAGAGCAGCGCAGCCAAACUGAAGAACAAGUACUGGUGGAAGAACUGCAAGAUGAUGAUCAUCAUGGCGAUUGUCGGAGUCAUAUUUUUUGGCGUCAUUUUCUUGUACUUCUUCUACUGA